AAUAUUGUAAAUAGAUCUAGAUCUAGAUCUAGAUGUAUAGAUCUCUAUACUAGAUCUAGAGAAAUCGAUAUAAAAAUGUGUGGAAUCAGGUUUAGUUGUUUAAUUUAUAAUGAGAGACAAAAUCAUGAAAAUGAGAAAAAUGAAAAUAAACAACAAAUUCAAGAUUCUCGUUCUCCUUCCAGUCAUUCUGGAGAUUCUGCUAAAAAAUUGGCAGACACCAAAGUUGCCUCAGAAUUACGAAAUAGGGGACCUGACUUUUGCACUACUUAUUCUGUUAACUUAACAAACUCUUGCAUUGGCACCAUGACUGGGUGUGUUCUUCAUUUAAGAGGUAAUUUAACCCCCCAACCAGUAACAGAUGAGACUAACAAUGCCCUUCUAUGGAAUGGAGAAAUAUUUGAUGGAAUCCAGGUGGAAGAGGAUGAAAAUGACACUCAGGUUCUUUUCAAUGCUUUAACUAAGUGUACUGGAGAUGAUACAGUGUUGAAACUACUUGAAAGUAUUCAUGGUCCAUGGGCAUUCAUUUACUGGCAGGCAGAUGUUAAGAAAUUAUGGUUUGGCAGAGAUAUGUUUGGAAGAAGAAGCUUAUUAUGGCAUCUACCAUCGUUAAAAGAUAAUCAAUUUAUUCUGUCAUCCGUAGCCACUGAGAAUCAGGAUUUUGCAGAAAUUCCUUCAGUUGGAAUUUUUGUUCUUGAUUUCACACAACCAGAAGUUUGUCCAUCUUUGACACUUUACCCAUGGUGCAACUGCAGAUGGCCAGGAACAUCAACCAAGCUUAUUGACACUCCUGGCAGUGAAUUGUUAAGACAGUUAUAUCCUAUAAACUCCACAAACUUAUCUACCAAACUGGAUAUAAAAGAAACAUUAUCUAGUUGGAUUCCAUCCAUAAAUAAAAACUUAGACAUUGAAAACUUUGCAUCUGAAUCAGUAUUAAAUGUUGACCAAUUUCUGAAUCAGACAGAAUUGCUUCAUCACAUUUUAACCUCUGACAGUGAACUUAAUAUGUUAUCUGAUGCAUUGAUUGAUGUUUUACAAACAGCUGUGAAGAAAAGGGUGACUACUCUGCCUCGUAACUACCAUGUAACAACUCCUCAAAAUGUUCAAACAUCAGAUGCAAAUAUCGCAAUCCUUUUUUCUGGUGGACUAGAUUCUACACUCCUUGCUGCUCUAGCAGACAGAUGCACUCCUCCUGAUGAAUCCAUUGAUCUACUCAAUGUAGCGUUUGAACAAAGACCCACAUUUGGUAAGAAUAAGCUCAAGGAGAAAAAACAAGUCAAAAAGAAAACAAGAUUUCCCAAAGAUCAUUCCAGUUCUUCUGCAGCAAGGCCAGAAAUAGGUUUAGAGAGAAUAGAAAACGGUUUCGAUCAUUUAAAAGACAUAAGCCAAGGUUCUAAUAAAUCUGAUUUUGAAGAAAUCAGUUUGGGCAAAUCUCCUGAUGAAUCCUCUGAUGUGUUGAAUUCUUCUGACAUUCAAAAAUCUCAUGAUACUAUCAUAACUCCAUCAUCUCAUCAUGAUAAUGUGCCAUAUAAAAAUAUAUCAUUUGACCCAUAUGAUGUUCCUGAUAGGGUGACAGGUAUAACUGCCCUUGGUGAACUGAAUCCAAAUCGCAAAUGGAAUUUUAUUGAAAUCAAUGUGACACAAGAAGAGGUCCAAAAGAUGAGGCAGUCUCGUAUUAGCAGUUUGAUCUAUCCACUUCAGACCGUACUUGAUGACAGUAUAGGUUGUGCUGUAUGGUUUGCAUCACAAGGGGUUGGUGUUCUGGCCAACAACAGGAGUCAUAAAAUUAAAAGUAAAGCCAAAGUGAUACUUUGCGGUAUGGCUGCAGAUGAACAGUUUGCUGGAUACUCUCGUCACCGUGUAACAUUCAAUACAAAAGGUUGGCAGGGUUUGUUAAAUGAAAUAGAGGAAGAGAUGUGGAGAAUUUCAUCCAGAAACUUAGGACGAGAUGACAGGAUUAUUUCAGACCAUGGCAAAGAAUCCAGAUUUCCUUUCCUAGAUGAAACAUUUACUCAAUUUGUCAGCACUAUUCCAAUUUACAAAAGGGCUGACUUGCGCCUGCCCAGGGGUUUAGGUGAAAAGCUGUUGCUGCGGUUAUGUGCUUAUAAACUUGGUUUGUUUAAGACCGCUGUACAGCCAAAAAGAGCCAUACAGUUUGGCUCAAAGAUUGCAAAGAUGGACAAUAGAAAAGAGAAAGGAUCUGACACCUGUGAUAGACUUAAUUAUAAUUAAUAAAAGAUUUAUGUUUAGAUAAAGAACGAAAAUAAAAACAUUUAAAAAAUAAA
This is a messenger RNA of Biomphalaria glabrata, 2282 nucleotides long. RefSeq names its product asparagine synthetase domain-containing protein 1-like. The record is from RefSeq and is a predicted model, not a curated record. NCBI's taxonomy places the organism in Eukaryota, Metazoa, Mollusca, Gastropoda, Planorbidae. Gene Ontology annotation, molecular function: asparagine synthase (glutamine-hydrolyzing) activity. The transcript has 11 exons. The coding region runs from base 76 to 2229 and encodes 717 amino acids.